This is a messenger RNA of Pelagomonas calceolata, 630 nucleotides long. The record is from the annotation of a GenBank genome assembly. Lineage: Eukaryota; Pelagophyceae; Pelagomonadales; Pelagomonadaceae.
GGUGUGGGCAGGAAGGACUCCUCCAUAGAUAGGGACAAAAUAAGAAGGCGAUUAUGGGAGCUCGAGAAGGCGCGGACGGCCAUAAGACAGGGCGAUGCUGCUCGUAUUGUUAAUUUCAGACACCCGAGACGGGGCCAGACGUGUUUUGUGGCCGCGAUCGACAAUUCUAUCCCAGGGCAGCACGUGGCCGAACUGACGUAUGACCUGGAUGGAGCUACGGAGUCGUUGCCGUUGAUGACGGUCGCGGAUGCGUUUACCGAAUCUAAGAGUGCAUUGCAUCGCAUCGACAACCUGCAGCGACCCUACAAAGAGUGUAUGGAGCCUUCAGCAGUGAGGGACAAUAGGCAUAACCUGAUCCGGUGGGCGCGUCGAAGCAGACCGAUCACGAAGUCGCAUCGCAGUGCCAUUGCGCUGCAGAACUUUGUGAGGCGAGCCCAGGCUUGCAAGAAGGUGGCUAGAGUCCGAUACGCGUACUGGUGCAACAGUCGCGCGCGACGCGUCGUGCUCUUGCAAACCCUGACGUCUUUCGCGUCGUUGCACACGCCGGCGGCGCGCAAACUUCUGAAAUUGGGCAUGCAACUCAAUGUGGUCGAUUUGCAGGGCGACCUCCCGGACUGGGAGACGAUCGCC